AUGACGCAAUCGAACAAGCCGGUCACACCGCUCAUUAUCGACAAUGAAUCAAUUGAGACCGAUAUCAAAUUCGAGGUUCACGCCCCCGCCACCGGUGAGCUGAGUGGCUACUGUGCUGGUGUGUCGGUCGACGAGGCCAACCGGGCAGUCGACUCGGCACAGGCUGCCUUCCGCGGAUGGAGCAAGACCUCAGCAUACGACCGCCGCGACCUCCUGAUGCGGGCCGCCGAUAUCAUGGCCGAGCGCAAAGAGGAGUUGAUCCAGUACCAGCGGGAGGAAACAGGUGCAGGACGACCUUUCUCGGAGUUCACCUUCAAUCUGGGUGUUGCAUUCAUCAAGGACUUCGCGGCUCGGAUUCCUACAAUCGAGGGUGUCGUGCCCAACAUCAACCGGGAGGGUGAGGGUGCCAUGGUAUACAAGGAGCCGUAUGGAGUGAUUCUGUCAAUUGCGCCUUGGAACGCCCCUUAUAUCCUAGGCACACGCGCCGUUGCGCUUCCUCUGGCGGCCGGUAACACUGUCGUUCUCAAGGGCUCUGAGCUCUCACCCAAGUGCUUCUGGGCUUUGGGUGAUGUCUUCCGGCAAGCUGGUCUUCCGGCAGGAUGUUUGAACGUCAUCUUCCACCGGCCCUCCGACGCUCCGGUCAUCACCAAUGCGCUGAUCGCCCACAAGGCUGUGCGCAAGAUCAACUUCACCGGUAGCACAAUGGUCGGCUCGAUCAUUGCCUCUACUGCUGGAAAGCACAUCAAGCCCGUGUUGCUCGAGCUAGGCGGAAAAGCUGCCGCAGUCAUUUUGGAUGAUGCGGACUUGGACAAGGCUGCCAUGAACUGUGCUCUUGGAUCCUUCAUGCACUCCGGUCAAAUCUGCAUGUCGACCGAGCGACUUGUCGUGCAGCGCUCGAUCGCAGACAAGUUCCGUCAAAAGCUCGUCGCUACCACCGAGAAGCUUUUCGGCAAGGAUGCACCCGCGCUGGUUUUGGUCAACGCUGCAGCUGCCUCAAAGAACAAGAAGCUCGUGGCGGAUGCCGUCUCCCGCGGAGCCAAGGUCCUCUUCGGUGACGCCGAGACCAAUGAGUCCAUCAACACCAGUAUGCGGCCGAUCAUCGUCGACGGUGUUACCAAGGAGAUGGACAUGUAUGCGACCGAGUCAUUCGGCCCGACUGUGUCUCUCAUCGUGGUCGACACCGAAGAGGAUGCGAUCGCCCAGGCUAAUGACACGGAAUACGGCCUCACUGCGGCUGUGUACACAAGCAACCUCUUCCGCGGCUUGCGGGUGGCCAAGCAAAUUGAAUCUGGUGCCGUCCACAUUAACUCCAUGACCGUGCAUGACGAGGCUAUUCUCCCCCACGGCGGCUGGAAGAGCAGCGGCUUCGGUCGCUUCGGAGGCAUUUCGGGAUAUGACGAAUUCGUCCAGACUAAGACUGUGACCUGGCAGGAGUAG
Penicillium bovifimosum is the source of this 1437-nucleotide messenger RNA. RefSeq names its product aldehyde dehydrogenase. Bases 1 to 1437 code for a protein of 478 amino acids. The transcript has 4 exons. Gene Ontology annotation, molecular function: succinate-semialdehyde dehydrogenase (NAD+) activity. The record is from RefSeq and is a predicted model, not a curated record. Lineage: Eukaryota; Fungi; Ascomycota; Eurotiomycetes; Eurotiales; Aspergillaceae.